UAACACAUUCAGUAUGUUACAUAAAAAUCACAAAAUCUUUGGUGGCAUCCUAACUUUGGUGAUUGGAGACCUCGCACAAUUGCCACUCGUAAAUGGGGAACAAGUCUUCUUCUCACAAGCCUGGAAACCCUUCUUACUCUUAUUCCUAACAAAACCACAUCGACAGAGAGAUGACCUAAAAUAUUAUCAACUUCAAGAAUUAAGAUUCGGUACUCUAUCAGAAAAUUCAUAA
Molecule: messenger RNA, 232 nt
Organism: Funneliformis geosporum
Lineage: Eukaryota; Fungi; Glomeromycota; Glomeromycetes; Glomerales; Glomeraceae
Source: the annotation of a GenBank genome assembly